AAUCGUAUAAAAGGGCUGCAAAGCCUUCUGUGAAGUGUGUGCUGGUGAAGCUGAGGCUCCCUUUGGCACCCAGCGCUGUUUUACUCAUUCCUUAUCGAAUAAACAGCCUUGCUGCUAAGAAUCCUUGAUUACCAGCUUCGUUUAUAACAGCCCCGCUCCAGCAGAGCCCGCAGCAUCAAAAGGUAACGCUGACACAGAGAGCAAAAGGCAGCGAGCGGUUCCCCGGCAAUCGGCUGUGCCGACAUCACCUGGGGACCUUUCUAGCUGCGCUUUGCCCCUCAGGGCACAGGUGGGUGGAAGGUCCCAGCUCAGAGCACACCCGGCACUGCUCCCCCUCCAGCCCAGCCCACCAUGGUAUGGGGAAUAGCUGAAGCCCUUGGAGCUGCAAUUGGAGCAGGAGUGGUACUGGUUGCUGCCCCGGCGGUUGUUGCUGGGCUCGGGUUCACCGCAGGCGGCAUCGCCGCUGGAUCCAUCGCUGCCAAGAUGAUGUCGGCAGCUGCCAUCGCCAACGGAGGGGGAGUGGCCGCCGGCAGCACCGUGGCUGUGCUGCAGUCCAUCGGAGCUGCAGGUUUCUCUCUUGGUGCCGAAGUUGGGCUGGGGUCACUCGGGGCAGCAGCCGGUGCCCUGGUAGAGAAAAUCGCCAGUUGACAAACCCAAGGAGGGAGCAGCUCCAGAUGCGGAAUCCAAGAGAAGUGCUGAUCCUGAGGAGUUGCCAGGCAGCGUGGCACGUGAUGGGAAGUCCCCACAGACCCCACCCUCGCAAAAGCUUUGGAUUCCCCUGAGCAAUGAGUGCCCUGAAGCCAAUAAAGUUGCUUUGCCUGCAGCAGA
This is a messenger RNA of Pseudopipra pipra, 828 nucleotides long. RefSeq names its product interferon alpha-inducible protein 27-like protein 2A. The record is from RefSeq and is a predicted model, not a curated record. NCBI's taxonomy places the organism in Eukaryota, Metazoa, Chordata, Aves, Passeriformes, Pipridae. Gene Ontology annotation, cellular component: membrane; mitochondrion. Gene Ontology annotation, biological process: apoptotic signaling pathway. The transcript has 5 exons. Bases 352 to 648 code for a protein of 98 amino acids.